AUGCCAAAACUUGAUCACUUUUCCGUCAAGGUCGAUUUCCCCGUAUAUUGUGCUGGUUUUACUCCUGCGCAAGAAUUGCUUGUUGGUGGAGGUGGUGGCUAUGGAAGUACUGGCAUAAAAAAUAAGUUGGCUUUAUACAAGAUAAAAAUAUCUGAAAAGGCAAUUGAUCAAUUAUCCGAAUUAUUAUUAGACGAGGGUGAUGAUACACCAUCAAGCGCUGCUUUUCAUAAAACGGACAAUGUUGUAGCAUGUGGCAUAAACAGUUCAAAAGAAAAUAUUGAAAUAGGAAAAAACUAUAAUUGUCGAAUAUUUGAAUACUCUAGCAACAGAAUUGAACUUAAAAACAAGGUCCAGACUAUUACUAGCACUAAUUUGGAAGAUGACAUUCGUCAGCGAGUUUCUACCUUUAGUGAAGAUGGUAAAUUUUUGGCUGUAGGUAGUACAGAUGGAAAGUUGACCGUCUUGAAAUAUCCAUCUCUUCAAGUGGCUUUUCCAUCAGUGAGAUUUCAUCAACAAGAAUUAUAUGACGCAAACUUUAAUUCAAAUGGAAGUCAGGUAAUUUAA
Molecule: messenger RNA, 564 nt
Organism: Entrophospora sp. SA101
Lineage: Eukaryota; Fungi; Glomeromycota; Glomeromycetes; Entrophosporales; Entrophosporaceae
Source: the annotation of a GenBank genome assembly